AUGUCUUGGUGGAGGCCCUUAACGAAGCAGAUGCUGCUGAAACUCUCACAGCAUCCCGCCGUCGCCAGGUACGCACGUCAGGGAAUGAACUACGUGAAGAGUCACCCGUCGGGCAUAAAAAUAUCCACCGCGAUGUCCAACUCGUGGGGAGAGCUAAAGAACCGUGUCGGGUCGUCUGCUUCAGCCUUUCACAGGUCAGGCUUUGAGGGCAGCAGGAGGAAAGGCGGAUACGCCACACAAGUUCUCAGCAUGUGGAGCAAGUAUAAGGGACGUGUUCUUUCAUUUAUUGCCGUGAAUUUCAUGGGGCUUGUGUUUUUGUUCCAGUUUGGAUCCGCGCUGUGGCCGAUGUUCAAGCAUUUUGUAGCAAGCCUUUUUACGGAGCCGGAGAAGAAGAUCAAGAAACGUGAGGGCCCUCCUCGCGCCAUCAAGGCCUAUGCGACUGCUGCCGACGAAGUUGGAGGGAAAGAAAAACAGCCCGUUCUCCACCAUCAUGAGGUGAAGGAGAAGCAGAAACCAGAGGAGAAGCAACUUGAUGGGUCGGAAAAUUUGGAACGAUUCUCAUUUGUGUUCUCUGAAGGUACCGACGCUUACGCCAAGGAGUCCAUGCGGCGCCUGGAGCGCGACGUGUUUGGCGACGUUGCGAAGCCUGAUUUUUCCACCUCCUUCAAAUUUCGCAUGAGCGAGGACGAGGAGUUCAGGCCAUCUGUGAAGAAGUAA
This is a messenger RNA of Trypanosoma conorhini, 717 nucleotides long. RefSeq lists its product as uncharacterized. Bases 1 to 717 code for a protein of 238 amino acids. The record is from RefSeq and is a predicted model, not a curated record. NCBI's taxonomy places the organism in Eukaryota, Euglenozoa, Kinetoplastea, Trypanosomatida, Trypanosomatidae. The transcript has a single exon.